CCCUUUCAAGCGCUCCUUGCCAUCCCAGCCGAGAGUCUCCUGCCGCGUCCAGCACUCCGUCCGCAGCCAUGCUCUCUCUCAUCUCCAUCGUCAACGGCGCUCCCGUCCCGGCGGCCAGCACGCGCUCCAACGCUCGCGCUCUCGCCGGAUGGCAGGCGUACAUGAACCAAGGCAUCGAGACGGGCGCCGCCUACGCCAACGCCGGUGCCUCCGGCGACGACGUCUUACUCCAAGACCUCAACGCAGAGACGGCCGACAAGUUUGAUAGCCUGAACAGCGGCAAGACGACGGCCGGGUCGCCCGCUGUCAUCGCCGACGGCCAGCUCAGCGACGGCAUCCUCACGGCAGUCAACCAGCUCACGUCGGCGCUCGGCUCCCCGGCCUCCUCGCCAUCCUCAGCCGCCGCCGCCGUGGACGAGAAGGCCUCCGAGCCGCCGCACGGCGCGAGCUGGCAGGACUACAUGAUGCAGGGCAUCCAGACCGGCAUCGAGUUUGCCAACUCGGGCGCCGGCGUCGCCUCCGGCACCACCGACCCGUCCACCGACUUUGGCGCCCUCUCGGCGCAGACCGCCGACCACUUCGACGCGCUGAACCACAAGGGCGGCGCGGCGGCGGCGCCGGCGAAGGAGGCGGGCGGGCAGCGGCGCAAGCUCACCGCCGGGUGGCAGAGCUACAUGAACCAAGGCAUCGCCACCGGCGUCCAGUACGCGGGCGCGGGCGCCGGCGUUGCCGCCGGCACUACUGACCCAUCGACCGGCUUCAACGGCAUCAACGCCGAGACCGCCGAUCAGUUUGACGCGCUGAACCGCAAGGGUGAGGCGAUCGAGGUGGCCGAGGCCGAGGCCGAGGCCUCCCCGGAUGCCGCCACGCCGGCCGUCGGAGCCUCCGACGCGCUCAGCGGCGGCAUCCUCGCGGCCGCCAACCAGUUCGCC
Messenger RNA from Emiliania huxleyi CCMP1516, 932 nucleotides. RefSeq lists its product as hypothetical. The record is from RefSeq and is a predicted model, not a curated record. The transcript has a single exon. NCBI's taxonomy places the organism in Eukaryota, Haptophyta, Isochrysidales, Noelaerhabdaceae. The annotation marks the transcript as partial.